AGCCGCCGCCGGUCGCGCUUUCGCUCCUCCCCGCCCGCGGAAAACUCGCGAGAAUCACGCGGUCAUGCUCCACGCCGCCACGCUCGUCUUCCUACUAGGUGUCCUCCUCAACCGAACAGACUGCAGAAGACACCAGAGGUUUGUCAUAAGCACCGCAGCGCCUUAUGUCGACGACUUCGACGAGGACGAAGACUUCGAGGACCUGAAAGAGGCCGACGACGAUGACAGGGUCUACAAAAAUCCGAGGAACUUCCCCUCGGCCGAAUGCCCCAGGGAUGAAGUCUACGCCGCUUUUAUGGGCCAGAAAUGUUUACGAAAGUGCUCAUCGCAUGAGGAUUGCAAGAGUAAAAAGAAAAGAUGUUUGUGCGACGGUGCAUGUGGAAUGUCUUGCAUAAAACCGGAAAAGGAGUGUCCGGAGUUGACCAGCCCUGACCUGGGGAUGAUCGAGGCGACGGGGAGGUUUUUCAACGACAAAGCAACGUACAGUUGCAACCCUGGCUACCACUUGGUCGGCCUCAAAGAGCGGGUCUGUCGCGCUGAUGGCAGCUGGACUGGUGUCGCGCCCACCUGCAAGCAGAAUGUGUUUUGCCACGCGCCUCCGGAGAUCGAGAACGCGCGGCACAACGGGUUCCCGGAGCAGACGACGUUCGACGUGGACGUGACGAUCCAGUACCAGUGUCAGCACGGCUACGACACCGACGGAUUCUCGCAGGCCAAGUGCCUCGCCAUCGGGGGCGCCACCGCGUCUUGGUUCGGACCCGAUAUCUCCUGCAAACCUCGGUCUUGCGGUCCACCACCCAGGAUCACGAACGGGUGGUAUCCUCAGGAAUGUUACACUUUCGGGUGCAGGGUCAACUAUCACUGUGUGGAGGGGUUCGAACUGGUCGGCCGCCAGGACACCAUCUGUCAGGCUGAUGGAACCUGGUUCCCUCGUGAGCUUCCCACAUGUGUGCUGGUUACAGCCGUUCAGUGCCCAGAGCCUGAGAACCCGGUGAACGGGAAAGCUAUCUUCACUUCGACCUCGUAUAACUCGAUCGUCUCCUACGAGUGCCGCCACGGCUACACCCUCUCCGGCAAUCUCACCCGCCGCUGCGGACCCGAUAAACGCUGGUCCGGCUCCAUGCCCAAGUGCCAAGAGAUCAACUGCGGUCACCCGGGGACUCUGCACAACGGCUGGCUGGAGAAUAUCGAGUCCGGGACUGGGCUCGGAGCCAGCGUCAUUUUCCGCUGCCACGAGGGCAUGCUUCUAGAGGGCAACACCUCCUCGCUUUGCCUCAAAGACGGCACCUGGCGCUACCCCCUCCCAAAGUGCCUCGCUCCGUGCGUGAUUCCGGAGGUGGCUCAGGGUCGCGUGACGGUCACGCACGGGUCUCCGGGGAACGUGAGCGUGAUGGCGAACAUGGCGCCGCACGGGGCGCGAUUGGUGCUCCACUGCGAGGACAAGUUCGAGCCGUCGGCCAACAACACGCCGGUCAUCUGUCAGAAUGGCACGUGGUCUCGCCUUCCAAGCUGUCAGCCAGCCCGAUGUAAAUAUUUACCAAAAGCUCCUGCCAACGGUAUCGUAAUUGCCCCCAAAACGGACCACUUAAUGCGCGCUAAAUUCAAGUGCAAGGACGGAUUUGUGCUUGAAGGCGAAUCCUCCACUGAGUGCCUCUAUGGGACGUGGACUGAGGCCCAUCCUGUCUGCACUGAAGUAUACUGCUCCUUCCCGGGCAACGUGGAGAACGGGAAGGUGAUGCUAGUUGGGAACAUGGGCGUCUACGACUACCGAUCUUACGUCAGGCGCGUCGUCAACAACAAGCAGAUCAUGUACGAUUGCGAUCGAGGCUAUUAUCUCAGCUCGGGACCGCCGGGAGCCACUUGCAUCGGAGGCUACUGGAGCCCCAAACAACUACCCAAAUGUGUAUUGGGUCAACACCCACGCAUAAACACGGGCCGUGCCAUCAGGAGUAUUCGCACAAAAGUUCUCAGGCAAUUGCAGCGGGUUCGCAGAGCUCUGUCCGGCCAAAACUCACAGGUGAGUAUGCGUAAAACGGUGUCAGGGUCGAGUGACAAGAAGGACAAGCAACAAGGAGGAGGACGGAGAGGAAACAUGAAUGAAGGAGGGGACGAUGACGAUAGCCUCUACGGUGGGGACUCAGACAAAAAAGAGGGCAGGAAGCACAAAAACCGAGGAAAAGGGCCUUGCGAACCAAUCUCGACGGAGCCGUAUUUUCACUCGGAGCUGAUCAGACCCGGACACAACGAAAACGACACUUUUUCACACGGAUCCAUCUACCACGUGAUUUGCGCCACUGGCUACGGACUCAACGUCAAAAAUAACAACACCUUCCGCUGUGCUCACGGCAAAUGGCGACCCAAGAAACCAGAGUGUUCCCUCCUACCUUGCCCGGUACCCUCCGUUGCCCAUGGCGAGUUCUUAUUAUCAAAUAAUGCAACCAACUGGACGUCUAUUACCUUGAAUGAUAGUGAAGAUGUUCCUAGCGAUGUGGAAGUUGAAUUUUCCUGUCAUCAAGGUUUCAACCUUCAAGGUGCGUCAAAACUCAUGUGCGAACGAGGGACGUGGAAUCCGGCAGAUCUUCCCGAGUGCACACCAGCACCUUGUGAGUUGCCACCGAUUACUCACGGGCAGUACUUGUCAGGCUACAGAGCAGGUCUCACAAUCGGAAAUGGAUCUUCUGUAAUAUUUACCUGUGACAAUGAAUACAUAAAAAGCACAACUGGCACAAUCGAGUGUGUGCUGGGCGAGUUGCGACCAUGGGCUCCAGGUUGUAAAAGAGAUCCAGGUCUGUUUAUCCCUGGUGGAGAUAUUCUAAGAGGUGGAGAACUCGGAACUGUUGAUCUCAUCGCUGGUCUGAAAGGCUCGUGUGGUCCUCCAGCCCGAGUCCAUAAUUCCAUCGUCUUCCGGAAUGGUGUUCAAGUUACUGAAAAGGAGAGAAGUUUUCCUGACGGCACAGAAAUUACUUUCAAUUGUAUCGGAAACAUAAUGGGAGAAAAAUUAUCCUGGAGGAUAAUCUGUGAAGAUGGUAACUGGCUUGGACGAUCACAUUCAUGUGACAUUGAAACUCCAUCUGACCAUGGAUCAUCAAAGGAUAACUCAACAUGUACGUUUAGAAACACUGAGCCCAAUGUUGCUACGUUUUUUGAAAAUCAACUGAUUGCUGAAGAUGUCAUGGAAUUCCCUGCUGGCACCACUUUGGUUUUCAGAUGCACAGACAUCGGAAAAUACGCUUUAAUUGGUUCCAACUUCAGGAAAUGUGUUGGUGGCGAAUGGGAAGGCCAAAAGCCAUCCUGUUUUGGCUUGAAUCAAGAAAACGAUUAUGCAUUGGAAAAACCUCCUACGAUUUUAUUCCGGCAUCAACAGGGUCCGAUCGCUCAAAGUAACGAUGGGAAGCUCAUUGUUUAUCCUGGCACAAUCUUGCACAUGGAGUGUCUAUGGAUUCGACGGUUUGGCACUCCAAAAUGGAAUGUCAGUCAUAGUUACAGGCAAUACCCAGAGGGUUGGAACGCUGAUCCAGGAAGAGACUCUCAACUCGAAUAUAGACUCAGUAUUUUCCAUGCAAGCAAAGAUGACUCAGGAGUUUUCACUUGCGAAACUCCGACUCGACAUGCACAUUCCAUUGAAAUAGUCGUGACAGCUGUUCACUGUCCAGUGCUACCCCCGAGACGGAGUUUGACCAUAAGUUCACAAGCAACUAAAAUGAACAGUCUCAUCAAAUUCACUUGUGGGAACGGUAAUGCUUUGAUAGGUGCGAGCGAAAUUACUUGUUUGCCAUCAGGCAACUGGAGCGCGCCACUACCAGUGUGCGAAAGUGUAGAAUGUCCUGAUCCAGGGAACUUGACGGACCCUAAUCUGAGAGCAGCGGUCAUUAGUCGUGCAGUUGGCGGGCAAAUGAUGUUCAGCUGCACGCAGGGCUACGGUUUGAGUGGGCCGGCGUACUCAACUUGUCAAGUGACUGGAGAAUGGUCGCAGCCUUUCCCGAAAUGCGCCGAGGUGGAGUGUGAGUGGCCGGGGUUACCCGAUCAGGGGUUUUCUCUGAGCAGACGAAAACUUUACAGAGCUGGCGACUUGAUACAUUACGGUUGCAGUCCUCAGCUCAUGUUAGAAGGCUCCUCUGUGAUAAUUUGUCAAGAUAGUGGCAGGUGGUCUGGUCCUAUACCCAAAUGUGUUCAAGCUUGCCCGUAUCCAGGCACAGUUAUUAGCGGGCGUAUGUCUGCCGUUAAAUUUUACUACGGCAUCGGCGAGACGCUAACAUUUACCUGUGAUGAUAAUUUGAAUCUUCAAGGAGCAUCAAUGAUUCGAUGCUUGCGAAGUGGCAAGUGGUCAAAUGCAAUUCCAGCUUGUGUCCCGCAAAAUUCUGCAACAGCCGCAACACCUUCCAGUGGUUAAAUAGAUAUUUUCCUUGUUUUCAGCAGAUGACUUCGAAAGAAUAUUCCUCCAAAACUUCGGAAGAGAAAAACAAACAAAUACAACAUUUUUUGGUCAGUGUCAGUAUUUUCUGUGGACUAGAAAUUCGGACAAAUAUAGCUUUCUUUUAACUAUGGACCUCUUCACAAGAUACAAAUUCAAGCAUUCUGAUUUAUGUCACAUCUUCAAAUUAUGAAGAAUUCAAUCUGCGCUACAAAAUUAACUGAUAUUAACUCCCAACCAAGACCAUGACGUUUUUAUGUAAUGCAGCAUUAGUUAUGAAAACUUUGAAUCUCCCACUCAUAAAAAAACCAGGAGUCUACUUGAAUCAAUUUAUGUACUACAACGGUAUUGGCAGGCCUCUCAAUUAAUCAGUGCUACUUUUCUACCCUGUGUUGUUCUAACUGUAAAGAAUGUCCUAUAGCUGAGCCUAAAUUGUGUUCUGUGUGAAAUUUUGAUGAAAAAAUAUAUCGAAUGCCAAAGUGCGAAGCCACAUAUCUCGAGCAGUGUUUCAAAAUUUACGCUCCUAUUUUAUUUUUCUGAAGAAAAACAUGCCAAUCUCAUAGUUCAAAAUUUACACAAAACAUCCUGCUAACACAGAAAAAAAUGAAGGAAAUUUUCAACAAAUUUCAUUGACUAGUUUUCGAAAGAAAACAUAUAGUAUGACAGGAAGUCUGCAACAUUGCAAAAGGUGGUAGUUGGUUUCGCACUUUACCCAUCGAUAUAUCAUAAUGCUUAAAGUUGCACCUUGUUUAGUAGUCCUUUGCAGUUCUUAAAGAGGCAGUAACCAAUCAAUUUCUUUUACAUAGAUUUCCUCUCAAUGUGGGCAAGAAACUCAUUUGAUGAGAGUUCAGUAUGGGCAAAAAUAUCGGACCUGUCGUCAGCGCCAAUAUCAGUUUGGCUCUUGGUAGAGUUCAUCAGGUGUGCGUGGAUGACCAGUCCCGCUUUGAAGCUUGAGCAAGUCAGCAUGCUGAACCCGGCAGUAAGAAACAAACUAGAACAGCCCGUUUCAUGCUCUCUACCGCUAAGUCACCAAACCACUAUCGUUUUGCAGUUCGCUUUGCCUACACUAACUCUCCUCAAAUAAGUUUCUUGUUUGCAUACUGAAAAAAAUCUAUACUAAUAAAAAGCAAUUGGCUGAUACUACCUAAAUAAGAGCAAUUAUUACUAAUCUUCGGUCAUUAGCAAACUUUGAUUUAUAUAGCUUUUUCUCCUUAUCAUACAAUAAUUGCCUCCCCAAAAUUAUGAUUUAUUUUUUUUUACAAGAAAUGAUAAAUCUUACGAUAUACAUAUGCAGAUGGGCUUGUUAUAAACUCGCUUUAUUACAUUAAGAUUUUCUCAUUUUUCAUGAGCAAAAUUUUUCUGAGAUAAUCAGUUUAUAUUUUUGAAUGAAAGUUUUCAAAUCGGUUUUUCGGCCUAUUUGUGUCAAAUGACCUAUUUUCAGCUCCAGCGUAAUUCUUAAUGUUUAACAUAAACAAGUCAGUGAUACAUCCAGUGCUUAUGAUUUCGCACCCUCUUGUCGUGGAAAAUCAUUCACCCCUCAUUCUCUCCCCUCCUGGGUUGUUUGUAAAUACACUUUUUUUUAAAAAAUUUGAAAGUAUAAUUUAUCAUUCAAUUGCUACAACUACAGUACAUAAUAAAGGUAUCUGUUAGCUAUUUUUAAGUGACUAAUUAAGCUUAGCUAAUUUUCUAUCUCUUGGUGGAAUAUUUUUUUGGAGUCUCUGGCUUAUUUUGGUUAUUUUUAUUGAAAAAAGAAAGAAAAAUAGAAAAUUUAUUGAUUCCUAAACUCGUGACGAUAUGAUAUAUUUUUGUAUUUGUUUAUUUUUAAAUUGUUUAGCUGUUGAAUUUAGAAUGGUGCAUCCCUCUUGUUUAUCACGAACAAGAAAGGAAUCAUUUUUGUUAUCAUCUUUUAAGUCUCUUUUUAUUCUUCAUGGAUUCAUUCUUAUCCUAAAUUUACCGUUCACACUUCAAACAAAAUGUGUUUAAUUCCCUAAUAUAUAGUCGCAAUUUAGACCAUGGGACUUGUUGCAAAUGCAGUUUUUUGCUUUAAUUAAAUAUUAACGUCAUGUUGAUCGAUUCUCAUCGAUGUGGUAGUCUUAAACUCACAUUAGAGUUACUCUUUAAAUGAAGGCUUCAAAUACUUAUGUCAAUGUAGGUGUAAAAACCAAGGUUGCCUCUAUUCACCAAGAUAAACCUCAUACAUAACAUCACUUAAAAAUAAAGUUACCUGUAAAUUUUCUGGGAAAAAACGAGCUUUUAUUCUACUAGUCUGUGGCACAUUCCUGAAGAAUAUGUCUAUCUCAUCUCUCCUGUCCAAUUGAAACAAGGUUUUAUUUGAUCUGUGGAUCAAACCCUCCCUCCCCCACAUCUUCGUUGCGAGAAGACCUUUGAACUUACUCGAAACUUCUACUCUGUAGGAGCUGCGAAGAUAAGACCCAAGUUCGUCCUACCCCGAGGUUCAAAACUCACAAAAAUUUAAGUAUUACAUUUUAUCGAUCCUUCCGCUGUUCCUUCAAAACAUAUCGAUUGGUGCCGAUUUGUCAAAUGGUAACUGUUUGGUUUAUUUCUGUCUUUCUCAAUAACACUUUUUACUGUAUUUAUUGUCGCAUUGAAGGGUUUUUAUGAGUUUUAGGCAAAAACAAAAGACACUUUUUGCGUGAUAAUUUUUGACAAUACUCAAAUGUUUAAUGAAACUUGAAAGUUUUACACACUUCAUAGACGAAACCCAUGAAGAUUUCGUUUUUUUUUUUAAGAAGGAACGUAUCUAGCUCGAGCUGUUUCAGUACUUCUAUGAACAUAUUUUUUCUCAUGCAAGAACCACCGCAUGAAUGAAUCUGAAAAUUUCAUAGUCUUUAAAAUUACCAGAACUUAAAGGAAAAUUCAUGCGAUGAUUCUCCUAUGAACAAAAGAAUGUAAGUAUGAAAUACUGAAACAGCGCAGUUGAGAUAUGUUCCUUCAUGAAGGAGAUGACGAUUUGUAUCAUUGUAAUGCCCUCUGUUUUUGAGCUUCGUUAAAAUAAGCAGUAACUUAUCCUUGACAGUGGCUUAGUUCACUCCCAACCUUAACGCUUACCAUUUUCUAUUAAAUUUCUCAGUUGAUCAUCAAUGAUAACACAAAUCAACAUUCGGGAUCCAUUUUCUCUUGGAAAUGACUUGAUGUAUCUAAAGGCAUAUCAUAUCAUCAGAGGCAUUAAAUCUUCUUAUCUUUUAAGUGGUAAUAUUGAACAAUAAUUUCCUCUGAGUUUACGCGAAUGUAUCUUUAUGUAUCUCUUUCAAAUUUGUUUGUUAAAAAUUUUUUGAUCGUCUUUUUUGAAAUGUAAAUAGAUGUUUAGAUUAAGGAACUCAAAUUGCAGAAAACUAAUAUCUGAUAGUACUCCAACCAACCGAAGGGGCACCAACCUCCGAUGAUAAGAGAAUCAGCUGAGAUUCGUCCUGACUUUUUAUUGUGGACAUUACUCAUGAAUUUUGUAUUAAUCUCUUCAGAAUACUAUUAAUAAACCAAAAACAGUUUUCAAAAAUAA
This is a messenger RNA of Bemisia tabaci, 7928 nucleotides long. RefSeq names its product Hig-anchoring scaffold protein (gene Hasp). Gene Ontology annotation, molecular function: peptidase inhibitor activity. The record is from RefSeq and is a predicted model, not a curated record. Gene Ontology annotation, cellular component: extracellular region. NCBI's taxonomy places the organism in Eukaryota, Metazoa, Arthropoda, Insecta, Hemiptera, Aleyrodidae.